GACUGUAGGCGUGAUUCUCCACAAGACUGCUGCUGAGGUCUAGUUCAAGGUUUUCAACACACGCCCACGUCACAGCAAAUAAGGACCAAACUGUUUGCGAGUUCUUAAUAUUCCACCGAGUUAUUUUCUCGAAUUUGUCCUCAAAUCUGUGCAUACGAUAAUCACACAAACUAGCUUUUGAAUUUUACCGUUAUCAUUAUCAGAGGUCGUGGCUAGAGAAGUGCUCGCAAUAAAACUGCGCUGCUGCUGUCUGGUUAUUUACAAUCGUCGCAACAAGUUCUUAGAACAAUUUGAAUAUAAAGUGCUUGGUUUUUGCUUGGUGCUUGACAUCACCACGUCAUCCGAGUUAUUACCAUUUAAGGGCCACACAUGUCAUCGUCUGGAGAAAAAAGAUAUUCAUGCGAAUUGGAUUUAGCUACUUACCGGACGUUUAACUUCACAAGUCAGCAAUUUACUGUGAAGAGAAGCAAAUUACGGCCCGUUUGAAUGCAUCAUUAAAUAAUUAAUUCUGCGAAUUGGCGCACAUCCGUCGCCUAUGAAGGACUAAAAAAAAAAAGAGUUCAUUGGCUUUUUAAUUCAGAGAUCAACCUGUUGUGACGAUGGUGAAACGAGGGUCUUCCCGCUUCGAUCCACUUCCAACCUCUGAUGACUCGGAUCCUGCUCUACUUAGUCACCGAUCCAUCGAAGGGACCAGCAGCGGCGGAGGCGGACCGAAUUGGCCACUAGCGCCCACUCAGUCGGAUCGGCUCGACGGGCAAAACGGUCUGGAUGCCAGCAACAACACCUCCUACAGCCCCAAAGGCGAAGAAUCUCAGAGACUAGCCGACGUUGUCAAUCAGCCGGUCAUCAAGCGACUGAACGGCGGCGGUGACGCCACUCAUCGCACCGACAUCAACGACGAAGAAGAAGAUGAAGACGAGGCCCUGCUCUGCGGUCUCGGCCCGUGUUUCUCGCCCGCCUGGCUCCAGCCCUUGGCGUCCAAGCAAAUGUUCUUGGCCGUCUUUUGCCUGGCCUGCGUUCUCCAGGGCAUGUUUUAUACGUAUUUCGUCAGCGUGCUGACGACGAUCGAAAAGCUCUUUCAGAUCCAGUCGAAAACGACGGGCAUCAUCAUGAGCGCCACCGAAAUGGGCCAGAUUGGUGGGGCCCUUCUUCUCACUUACUACGGCGGCCAGGGACAUCGCCCUAAAUGGAUCGGUUGGGGCAUGGUCCUGUUUGGCGCUUCGGCCGCCCUGUGCUCGCUGCCGCAUUUUCUCUUUUGGAGGACCAAACCCAACACGGGAUCCUCUUCUUCUCUGUCUUCUAUGCUGGCACCGGAUCUGUACGGCGGUGGUCUCGGUCUUAUGGCGACGAUGGAUCCUUCUUCCGUCGUUCCGGGCCCGCAGCAACUGGAAAUGGAUCUCAUCUGCCGACAGGUGGAGAACGCCAAUCUCAGCUUGCGCCCGCAAAUUUCUGAACUCGAACGCAACGAGCAAUGUGCCAAGAGUAGUGAACAGCAAGCCAUUUCACGAACGACUACUGUAGUGCUGGCCUUCUUUUUCUUGAGCCUUUUAGGUAUUGGCAUGGGUCGAACGGCUGUCGAAACCCUCGGUAUCCCAUACAUGGAUGACAACGUUGCCGGCCGUGAAUCUCCUACUUAUUUCGCUAUCAACAUUGGCGUCAAGAUAUUGGGUCCCGUCUUUGGUUUUGUCCUGGGCUCACUCUGCACUUCGAUAUACGUCGACCCGCUAGUCGAACCUGACGUCACACCAAAAGACCCUCGCUGGAUCGGAGCCUGGUGGCUUGGAAUGAUAUUCGUCGCUUCCACUAUUUUGCUGGCUUCACUAUCCAUGUUUGCUUUCCCACGGCGAUUGCCCAGGAAAGGCCGGCAGGCUGCCCAUCGCCCCAAACAGAUCAAUGGCAAAAUGCUGCCGGCACAAGCCAAAACGGAACAGACAGUGGCGUCAGCCAUGCGAAACAAGAAUCCCAGUUUGAAAGAUUUCCCCAAAGCCAUCCGGCGGCUCUUGAAGAACGACAUCCUCCUCUUCCGAACUGCUAGUAGCGUUCUUCACAUUCUCCCCGUGGCUGGCCUUUACACUUUUCUGCCCAAAUACCUCGAGUCGCAAUUCAGAAUGGCCGCUCACACUGCCAAUAUGAUCUCAGGUAUUGGUGGUAUAGGCGUGAUGGGCAUUGGCAUUUUCUUCAGUGGGGUUUUCAUUCGUCUAAAAAAACCCAGCCCCAAAUUUGUGGCUGCUUGGAUUGCUUUGACGGCUCUUUUGUACGCCAUCGGUAUGGCCCUAUUAAUGUUGCUGGGCUGCCCCAUGAGCGACUUUUCUGGUCUGGAACAGACUGACAGCGGGAUGACGGUGAAACUUCCUUGCAACCGCACAUGCGAGUGUGAUACCAGCGUCUUUGCACCCAUUUGCACAUCAACAGGCGAGACCUACUUUUCAGCCUGUCACGCCGGUUGCGCUAAUCUCACUCAAGUCGGCAGCCAAAUUGGAAACACUACGUAUUCCAACUGUGAAUGCCUCGAUGCGGGCGUAACGGCCACCUCGGGAUACUGCCACCUCGAAUGCAACAACUACAUCUGGUACAUUGGGAUCUUUUCGCUGUUUGUUUUGAUCCAUUCGACGAGCGAGGUGGGCUCAAUGCUGUUGACUCUGAGAUGCGUUCACGCCAAAGACAAAGCGAUGGCCCUCGGGUUAAUUCAAUUCGCCAUUGGAUUGUUUGCCAACGUUCCGUGUCCGAUUAUUUACGGCGCUGUGGUCGAUUCGGCUUGUUUUGUAUGGGAAAAGACAUGCGGCGAGCAAGGAGCUUGUUGGCUCUACGAUGCCAAAACGUUCCGAGUCUCAUUUCACGGUACGACAGGAGCGUUGAUGCUCUGCGCUUUCUUUGUCGAUCUGGUCGUUUGGUACAAAGCCGACAAGAUCACUUUUCCUGAGGACGAGGCUCCGCCCUGCGUCGAAAUGGAGCAGUUGGCUCCCUCCGCGCCACUGGCCGUCCAAUAUGAAAGCACUCUGUGAUGACUGUAAACGAUUCCUCAACAUGCUGCUUCGCUAGACAAUGAAUAAUAAUUACUAUACCACGGCCUCCGAAUACC
Messenger RNA from Daphnia pulex (common water flea), 3079 nucleotides. It is a transcript of the gene Oatp74D, whose product is annotated as solute carrier organic anion transporter family member 74D-like. Gene Ontology annotation, cellular component: membrane. NCBI's taxonomy places the organism in Eukaryota, Metazoa, Arthropoda, Branchiopoda, Diplostraca, Daphniidae. Gene Ontology annotation, biological process: transmembrane transport; sodium-independent organic anion transport. The record is from RefSeq and is a predicted model, not a curated record. Gene Ontology annotation, molecular function: protein binding. Bases 600 to 3002 code for a protein of 800 amino acids. The transcript has 11 exons.